AUGCUCAUUAAGCUGGCGGAAUGGCGGCUUUUGAUGUUUUUCUACCGGUAUGUUUUUGUCUUCUUCACAUUUGGCUGGUUAAGAUACAGCGAAGGAUUUCUCGGUAAAACAAGACUGAACUCUUCAAGUUUUUCACCAUCAUGGGCUAUCCGAAUACCUGUGGAACAUUAUUUGAACAUAACAAAGCUUGAUUUAAUAGCAGAUCAUAUCGCAAACGAGGCGGGCCUCGUAAACCGCGGCCAAAUUGGUGGUCUUGUAGGACACUACCUGCUCAUACAUAAUACUUUCUUCAAUCAAAGCGGGAUAAAAGAACUUGGUAAAAUGCAAGAUAUUAUAACGCAACAUUUAGCAAAUCAUCCUAAAAUUGAGUGGUCAAGGCAGGAAGUUGUACGGAUGCGUCACAAGCGAAGCCUUCAGUUUAAAGAUCAAUAUUUUCCUAGUCAGUGGCAUUUGGUAAGAAUUAGAGUCGCUCAAUUCCAUAUUAUUAAUUAAUAAUUUAUUAUUCUACUAUCUUAAAUUGAAACCAACUACAAUUCUCGUUGUAUUGAACCUAACUGGUUUUUUUUUUUUGUAGACUUAACUUUGUUGUAAAAUUAAUUAUUCUACCGAGUAUUUUUAGUUCAGGUCUUUAUAUAUGCCACAAUAUAUUAACUGAGAUGUGACCCAAAGAGAUAAUAAUAUAAUAUGGUAAACAAAAGAAAUUCAUGACUUGAACCCGUAGCAGGAUAAAUUAAAGAAGACAGGACCACUUUUUAUGAGGUGUAAUGAAAAGAUCUGGCAGUUUGACUUUGCAGUAACAAUAUGAAAAGUAAGAGCAAAUGAUCAAUCUGAUUCUACGUGUAAUUUUGCUUCUUAAAAUUAACCAAAAUAAAGAACACUAUAUACAGGGUGGCAAAAAGGGUUUCCAUGAUGUGCAAUGGAUCCCAAGUUAUCAGUGUGAUGCCUUUUUGGGCCCAAAUUAGCUGAGUGAGGCGUUAUUGGGCAUAGCAGGCUGGUGCCUAAUACCAUUUUCAUAACCAUGUAUGCUUGAUUUUCUCUAUGAAUUUCCUGAUUGGUGCAUAUCAUGUGAAACUAGAGCACAGAAUUUAGAAACAGAUAUUCAUGACAUGAUUUUCUGGUCCUUUUUCUUGUUCCUCAAGUUCACCUGAUUUCCUGUCAAAAAUAAAUCAUUAUUAUGACGUCUAUUCUCAGAUCAUUGAAUACUGGUUAAUAUAGUUAAUAUUUGAAUAACAUUAUAUUUCAGAGAACCCUUCUGUACAAUUAAGCGUAUUCAACUAACUGUUAACGCAUGAUCCUACCCAGAAAGGAUACUGAAAACAAUUUAUAAGAGCUGAUUCAUUCAAUGGGUUGAGCUAUUACCAUGUUAACUUACUGCAAUAGGCCUUUUGCCCAUAGUCGAACACAUGAUCAACUUUCGGUAAACACUAAAGCAGUUUGCUUUUAAAAAAUUUAGUUAGCACGAGCUGAAAGAGCUUAUUUAAAUAAGGUUGCCAGUAAAUUGUCAGCCGUAUAUAAGGCCCUGCCAGGGGGGGUCCCAUGUCGCCUGUCUGAAUUUUAAAUCGUCUCGUGUCGGUGUUUAUAAACGCUUGUCGCUUAUUGUCGCCUUUGCGGUCACUGUCGCAAUUUGGCCGAGGUAGGUUGUCUCUUGUUGUGAUUUCAUUUUACGUGCUGUCGGUACUUUAUGGGCCAAGUCGCUUGUCGGAAUUUACCCUGGAAGGACCUCGUAUAUCUCAAAAGUAGCGAUUGCAAUGGCCGCCAAAAAUUAGAAGGUAUUGAAUGAGAAAAACAACUCUUGCCACCCAGUCACGCUUAAAUUGUUUUCCACUCAACUCCUUGUAAAUUCUGAAAUUUUUAAACCGUCGUUAAAUCUUUCCCUUAAGCUUUUAAGGGUUCAAAGUGGCUGUUAUGAGUUAAAAGGAGAUUUGAGCCCCAUAGUAUUUAAGGAGAUAUUUCACAACAGUUUGAAAAUUUCGAAAUUUACAAGGAUUUGUAUGGAGAACCUUUCAAACAUGACUAGGUGGCAAAAGUUGUUUCUUGUACAAAUCCUUCUAAAUUUUGACGGCCAUUGUAAUUGCUACUUUUGAGAGAUACGGCUGAAAAGUUACAGUUUACCUAAUUUUAAUAUGCUAUUUUAGAAAACCUUGUUGAUAUGAUCGACCAUCCUGUUAUUAUGACUACCAUUUGGAGUUCCCAGUUCUACUUGUCUGUGCAGUUGUACCUUCAUUACAGUCAAACCAGGUCAAGCGUUCCCGUCGCUAACAAACUAAUGAAUUCAUUAAUGGAAAAAUGAUUUCGUUUGUUGAUUCAAUAAUCCAUUCAUAAAAUGAAUAAUCCAACGGUCAAAUUGUACCUCGAUUCAAUAAUCAAAUGUUGAUUUGGUUUAUGAACAAAAUCUACCUUUUCUUUAUUCUUGUCCGUUGUGUUCAAUCGUAUUUGCUUCCCUUUUCCUGCCGUUUACGAUUGCGUUUUUCAUUGCCUUUAAUCAAAAUAACAGCUAGAAUAGACAAACCGCAAACGCAAAGAAACUGACAAAGGCCGAGGAUCGAAAUCCACCAAUCACCGCACAUACACUGACCUCAGUUUGACCGUCGUGUUUUCUAAGAGGUCAGGCCUAGGUCUGUUGCACUGAUUAUUGGCAGCAAACUGGUGUACAUGUAACAGUUUGUUUGGGUUUGAACUUCAGAACUCGCCAGCACUCGACUCUCAGAAAAAAAAGAGGAAAAAACAAAAUUCUGAGGUCAACUUGUGGAAAGUGUAAUUUUUCAAAAAACAGUAAUCGAAUCAACAUUCGAUUAUGGAAUCGAGGCUAAAUAUGACUAUUGGAUUGUUCAUUUUAUGAAUGGAUUAUUGAAUCAACAAACAAAAUCAUUUUUCCGUGAAUGAAUUCAUUAGUUCGUCAGCGACGGGAACGUUUGACCUGGUUUGACUGUAACAUGACCUGCAAACUUCCUGUUGAGACAAAGUUAUUGGAAAAUGAGACAAACACUUACAAAUAAUUGACAAAUAUUUGUAAAGUAUACAUGUACAUGAAAAUGAGCAUUCAGGCAAAGCUGUUAUGUGCCAGAUAGCCAGCAGAAUGAUAGUCUGAAUACAAUUUUAUUUAUUAUUAUAUAGUUGUUUAAAAUAUUUUAGUACCAUAACAUAAUGCAAUUUCUUUUAAUAUAACCACUUAAAAACCAAAUUUUCAUGAGCCUUGGGUGGCUGUAUUAAUGGGGUCACACUCUUCUAUAGAACCAGCUUACAUGUACAACUAUGAUUAUUUAUGAAACCAACUACUAGUAAUUACUAACUGUUACUGUGAUAAGUUAUUUAGUAAUAAUGGUCAUUUUUCAAGAUAAAAUUUUGCUAGGGGUGAAGUUCUUUUGUUGUUUCAAACUGUAAUGCCUCCCUUACCUGUUAAGUUGCAUACAUGUACAUAAAGUCAUUCUUCUAAUUAAUUGCUUAAUAUUAUGACAGGACAAUUUGAGGUUCAUUGGACAUGACAUCAAUGUUACUGGCGUCUGGGAAAGCAAUAUUACAGGAAGUGGAGUAGUUGUUUCAGUGAUCGAUGAUGGUCAGUAAUAUAAUUUUUUUUUCAUUAUAGCAAUUUACUAAUAAUUUUCUGCCCUUUCUGCCAAUUUUUAGUUUUUGUAAAUGACUUGCUUUCGGAUAUAUGUGUCAUUAUGCCACUGGUUGAAGGAAAUAACUUUCCUCUUUCUUUCAAACCAUAAAAAUUAAGUGUUUUUACAAGUUGGUUGUACUCCUAAUUGCUCUGUUAGCAAUAGGAAAAAAAUAAAAGUAUUAGGGUAUCCAUUUUCUUUGUAACAUUGUUAAUACAGAGUAGUGCAGAGAACAUUACUUACUGUACCUUGCCUCUUCAUGCUCCAUUGCCCAUAUUAAAGGCCUCCACCCUUUUCCUCCAACCUAACUGCCGUCUUGAUCAAAGUGUGUCUGCUUUGAGUAGUAAUUAUUAAUUUUUUUUUACGGGAUGGAACAUUAAUCCAUGACUCAAUCCCCGACCUGGGGGGCUGGGUGUUGCAAUUCGUCUUGUCUUUAACCCAAAACCUGUCCAGCACGGCUGAAGCCACCAGGAACCGAGGUCCCAACUUGAGUAGCUUCCAGGGUCAUCAAGGCACACAAUCUUCCCCACUACUGCACAUUAAGGUGUAACACUUAGGGAGGGCAGGGAACAAUCCAUUAGCUUGGCCUUAUUAAUAAUGUAUUAAAAAAGGAAAAAAAAUUCUCUUUGUUCUAGGUGUGGAGUGGACCAAUCCAGAUAUUCUUGAUAACUAUGUGAGUGUUUUAGUUACAAUAUUCUAUAUACUGUUAUUAAGAAAGAAAAGUGAGAGGCAGCCAAACAUCUUAUAGCCAUGGUUGCAUGCAGCUAGAACAUGUUUAUCUUUCAUAUGUUCAAACAACAGGAAAUUUCAUUAUUGUGACAGUAAAACUUUUAACUGAGAUAAUCCUCAUUCAAAAUGUCAUCCUUGAUUAACACAAAUAGUAAAAUAAGUUCAUUUGUUAUUCUGGCAAGUUGUUUACGGUACAGGCUAAAACAUUUGUGCAUUGAUCAUGAUGGCCCUAAACGAAUGUGACCUAACAUUUUACUUUAAUAAAGUGUGAAAUUCUGUUUGCUAAGUGAGCUUGGAGUAAUGUACCAAGUAAUUUUUUAUUGAUCAUCUAUUCAUGUGCUUAGAGAUAAACCAUCAAGUACUGGGAAUUAACAUCAACAGUAAUUGAAAUGAAGUAAACAAAUUAAAAUAAAUUUUAUAAGCAAUUGUGCCACAAUAAAAAUGAAUAUUAAUUUAGCUUAUAUUGAUAAUGAUGAUAACCAUGAAGGCGAUGAUGAUGAUGAUGAUUAACUCAGGUAUUAUGAUAAUAAAAUCAUAUAUUAAUAUAGUUAUAAUAUUAAUUAAAAAUUAACCGUCGGACACCCAUGGGCCAAUUACAGUGGAAUCCCCGCUAUAACGAAGUGCCACGGUACCGAAAAAAUUGUUCCUUAUAGUGGGGUGUUCGUUAUAGCGAAGACCCCGUUAUAACGAAUUAUCUGGUUAACAGCAAAAAUAUUCGUUAUAGCGGGGUAUUUUAAUAAAUGACAAUUACCAAGAAUUCAAUACUGCACGCAGAAAACAUCAUUUUUAUUCAUUUGAUACUGUAAACUGUGAGUGUAAAGCGCUGACAAUCAAGACAUCAAAUUCAAAAACACUUUCAAUAAAAAAACAAGCUGUGAUUUCUACUCAAAUCUGUCUUUUUCGCUGACUGCUGCGAGCGACCGGACAAAUGUUCGUCACAGCGGGGUAAAUGUGCGUUGAGACCGUCAAAAUCUAUUCGUUAUAGCGGAGUUCGUUUCCACCUGUUUUACUGUAAUUCUGCCGGGCUUUCAGAUGGUUUUCGUUAUAACGGGGUCUUCGUUAUAGCGGGGUUCCACUGUAUUUAAGGAGUUGUUGAUUGUAUUCGAAUCUCGAGUCAAGUUCCAAAAGUCUAAACUCUACAAGUGCGAGUCCUACAAUAAUGUCACAUGAUAUAAUCACGUGAUAUCAUGGCGUAACUCUCUAAAUGUCUAUAACAUUUCUUCCUCUCCUGAAUUACAGGGAAGUUGAAAUUGCAAUACAUUUUAACUGCAAAUCAUCCUUAGCUUAAAGGUCAUAUUUCUCCGAACUGUUCUUGUUACACAUUAAUCUGAGUACGCUUUGGUGUCUCUAAUCUCCAGCAGAAAGAUUCUAGUUUUUGGUCGCUUUAGAGUCUCGCCAUUAACUCAUGCGUCCACCACUCGCACAUGGCCGUCAGGGCCAGGGUAUGUCUGCUCGAUGCGCCUAGCAUCCCACUGUUACCGCACUAUACCGGGAUCAAUAACAACGACAACAUCUCCAACCUGCAAAUUGUCAUUACGGAAGUACCUUCUCUGUCUUGAUCCGAUCUGUGGUAAGAAUUCUUUCAUCCAUCGUUUGCACACAUGUCUUGUGAAGCCUUGAACUCUUCUCCAGCACUUUCGGAGGUUGAAUGGCUCGGUGUCCACACUCUCCGGUACAAAAUCGCCUCCCAUCUGUCCCAUCAGAAAGUGGUUUGGAGUCAAGACGCGGUCGCCGUUAGGGUCGUCACUCACACCUGUUAAAGGUCUCGAAUUCAACAGACCUUCUCCCCCGGGGCAGAUUGUCUACAACUGCUCAUCAUUAACUUCUGUAUCACUGGUUACUACAAAGAUAGCUCGCUUUGCUAACUUGAUCAUAGGUUCAAAGGGUCUGCCAAAAUGUGGCGGAGCAGGUGGAUUCCAUUUCCAACUCAUUCCCUUAUUGGAGAUCAUCCGUUGUAUCUUGUCUUGGUCCAUAGCAGCGACCAGACCUUGCAGUUCCCUCGAUGCGCUCAAGUUCGUUCUCUGCCCAGUCAAUCCGACAAACGCGUUAAGAAAUGUAUCAAUGUCGAAAGACGACGCCAUCUCUAAGUGGCAACAAUGGGGUUUCGAACAGAGGAACAAACACAAAUAGCGCGUAGCUCGCACUCUUUCAAGUCCUUGUUUGGUUAAAAAAGGUCCUCCAUAGUCAACUGCACAGCUCUCGAAAGAUCUGGAGGAUUGCUGCAGUCUAAUCUUUAAUAACGGCGCCACUUGCUGGUGAACUAGCUUUGAUCUAAAUCGUCUCGCACACUCAAAAUAUUCUCUCGUGACUCUUUUUACUUGUUCACGAACAUGGACCACCAAGUAUUUCUCAUGUACAUGAUUAAUUGUAUAGUUGAGCCCCAUCUGAUGACCCUCUAGUUCGUGGUAGUACUUGACGAUCAGUCGUGUGACGUGAUUCCUCUUAGGCACGAUGAUUGGACACUUUUCAUCAUAUGUGAGAUCGUCCGCAUGUCGUACUUGUAGUCUGGUGUUGGACCUCAAAAUGCCAUUUACUAAUGCUGGAUUGAACGGUGCCAAUGUACUUCCUCCUUGCAUUUCCUUGUUCAUUGUCAAUGGCUCUAUCUUUGCUGAGUACACUUUAGACUGAACCUCCCGAAUGAUAAAUUCUUCAGCGUUUUGAAGCUCCAAUGGCUUCAGUUCACCUUUCUCUCUCUGCUCAGCUGGUUUCCUACAACUGUCUGUAAAUCAACACACCCAAUUUCCAAUUCUCCUUUCGUUUUGACUCGGCACCAUUUCGAGUAUCUUAAGGGGUCCAAUCGCCACACGUCUUCAACAUUAGCAGUUUCUCCACCUUCUUUAGUUAUUUGGUAAGUGGUAGCCUCCUUUGUUCCUGUUUCUUUUGCUCCUGUAAGUUGAAGGUUCUGUGUUGAAGUUGGCUUGUCAAACUUGCACUCUGGCCAGUCUUGUUUUGACCUCUUCAGAAAUUCGAGCCCAUUCCACCGUAAGUCGGUCUGUACUAAUUCUUUCACUGUCAGGCCUCUUGUUCCAAAGUAACAAGGAACAUAGCGACAUUGAUUAGGAGCAGAGAACUCAUGAAUUUCCCCAACACGAUGGGCUAUGAACGGCUUAUACUCUCUACUCUGACCAACGAUGGGCCAUGAACGGCUUUUAUAAUACUCUCUGCUCUGACCUUGGAUCCAGUACCCCACAUUCAUAAUGUCCACCAAAUAGGUCACUCCAUUUGUAGGUGUCUUCAUUGCAGAGCAAACUUGUCUUGUAAAUCGUAAUCUGAUGAGUGCUCCUAGAAGCUCUAAUCUGGGGAUGCUCACUGCUUUCAAUGAUGCAAGCCUAGACUUCGACAUAAUCAGUUGAGCAGUAAUGCUCUCACCCUCAUAAACAUGAUGUGCGUAAACUACCGCUGCAUAUGGGUUCUCUGACGCGUCACUGGAUGUAUGAACGCUCAGUUCUUCCACCUUAGGACUUGGGUCUUUCAAACACCUUGGGAUUUUUACAAGUUCAAGGUCUUCCAAUUCUCGAAACCACUUUGUCCAUUCUCGCUGAUGAUGUGACGGCAACAGUUCAUCCCAAUCCCGUGCUCCCAACCAAGCCUUUGGAAUUGGCAACUUCGACCUUAUUACAUAAGGUGAUAAGAAGCCUAAUGGGUCGUAAAAUGUUUCUGUUCGCUUCAAAACAUUCCUCUUGGUGAAUUCGAAUCCAUCUAACUGUAAUAAGUGUCUAAAGGAAAUUUAAUAACCUGUUGCGACCCACAGGACACCCAGGGUCUUAGUUGUUGGUAAUGCUCUCUUUUCUAAGUCUACAUCAGAAGCCCUUUCUUCUUCCGCAACGUCAGCAAUUACAUCCGGUUCAUUUGAGAUCCAUUUGCGGAUGUGAGAACCAGCAGAGUCGUCCAGUUCGGUAAGCUGAUUUGUUGUUUCUUUCGCCUCAUCCACCGUAGGUGCCAAUGGCAUCAGAUCGUCCAUGUAACAGUGUUCUAGAACUGCAUUAGCUGCCAAUGGGUAAUUCUCCUUGUGAAGUCUGGCAAGCAAACUGGACGCAAAAUGAACAGUGACACCCUCUAAAAACAAACCUCUUAAAAUCAUAAACCUUUGCUGUAUCCUCACUGCCCAAGGACUUGUACAAGAAUCUAUGAAGGUUCCUGUCCACUGGUCUGCAAGGAUCUGGUGAUACAUUUGGCUAACAUCGCCAGCCAAGGCAACUGGCUCCUUUCUAAACUUAACUAAAACGUCCACAUACAAUAUCACUUUAUGAUUCACUGUUCAAGCUCUUUCUGUUUUGCUGAGCUGAGCCGUCAAAAACAACCCGAACUUUGGUUGUGGCCUUCUCUGGUCUUACCACAGGGAAAUGUGGAAGGAACCAUUCUGAUGGUGGUUUUGGCUCAUCCACUGGGACUUCUCGGAUAUAUCCUUUACUUAAGUAGUCUUCAACCACUGGUUGGUAAGCCUGUGCCAGCUUCUUAUCAUGCAUUAACUUUUUUUUCACGACUGUGUGAAGGCGCGUCUCUGCCAUCUGUCGGUCUGGUGGUAAUUUGGUCUUUCAUGUUUCUAAGGGCCUUUUCAUAUGAGCCCGGUUGACCGGGCUGGCUCGGUUUCCGAGAUCUCGCCUCACCUCUAAAUCCUUUGUAAAAUUUUCGAUGUGUUCAUAUGAGAGGGCGGGCUGGCUCGGUUCCCGAGAUCUUUGCUUUUUCCAACCGAGAUCUCGGUAAGCGGGCUGGAAAUUUUGCCAUAUGAAUACUUCAUCCCGGUUACCGGGAUGAACGGCGGGAUGAAUUCUGGCGGUCCGGAUGGCAUAGUCUUGCAUUGCCUGCUGUAUUUUCCACAUCAUAAGCAUACCAUUUAACUGUAGUGAUACAGCUUUAAGAGUUACCGAUGCUAAGAUAGGCCCGAAAGUUAAAAUUUUUGUGUUUCGCUAUGGUUGUUUUGUUUCCCGAAUUUGGCGCCAGAACUCGUCCCCAGGAUCUUUGGCCGUUUCUCAUCUCGGAAACCGGGCUAAAAUUUCUCAUAUGAACCCAAGACGAAAUUCAUCCCGGUAACCGAGCCAGCCCGGUCAACCGGGCUCAUAUGAAGAGGCCCUAAGGCACAGCAACUUCAUAUCUCUCACCAUCAAACCUGAUUGACUCGUUCACGUUAUCAAGGCAAGUUUCUCUUCAGGGGAAAGUGGUUGCUGCGGUGUGAUCCCAAUGGCCUUAAGGCUCCAAAAUUGUUUCAGCAGAUAGUUCAGAUCUCCAGCACUACACUCUGACUGCAGUAUGUGAUAGGUGUUCAGGUAACUAGUGUUAAUUGCCCCAAGGCCCUUAGACCUACCAAUGGUAGCAAUUGCUGUCCACCCCAAUGGACACAGUCUGACCCUAGGUUCAUGUCGCCUCCAUGAACCUCUUUCAUAGCAAACAGGAGGUUGUUAUAAGCUGAACCGAUAAGAUCAUCGAUUUUACUCCUUUUUCCAAGUUUAGGAAAGGGAAUGUUCCUCAAAUUUUUCCACUGGUCUUUGAUUUGCAGCCAGGGGUUUCAUCCCACCACAGAUGUUAUUUCAUGUCUUCGCUACAAUGUUUGUAUUCAUCCGACUAUCUAAGCUCUCCAAACCAAUAUCCAAGGUUGCUGACACGAGACUGACCUUCUGACCAUUAGCAACAUUGAUAAUCACUUUCUCUUUCCUACCAUCCAACCCAGUUUCUGUAUCACAUUUUCAUUAACAUACAACGUAUCACUGCCUUCGUCCAAGAGACAAUUAAUUUGCAAACGUCUGUCCUCGUGUUUCAGAAUGACCGGAACAGUACGCAAGGCAAUACUCCCCUGUUCAUCUUCUUGCACUCUUUCAUACGUACUGGACUUGUUUUCCUUCGUCACAGAUGUGCCAGCCUUCACCUCCAUGGACCCAGGAGCUACUUUCUCUUCAUGAAGUAACCAAUGGGGUCUGUCCUUGCGUCGGUCAAUUCCACACUCUCUGCUCCAAGCACAUGAGACACCAAGGUGCCCUUUCCCCAAGCAGCGGUAGCACAGUCCAAGUUUCUUCGUCUACCACUUCUUUUUAUGUUACAUUCCCUCGAAUACAUCACAUUUCCAAAUUGGGUGUUUUUGGUUGCACACGUUACAGGGACCAUCACGUUUCCCUUCUGCGAUCCCGAAGAGUUGGUUGCGCUCUUUCCUCGUGCAUUUCCAACACAGGACAAACCAUGAUCAAUUUCGGAUGCUGGUACUCAGCUUCUUCAGUAACCCAGUGACGCAGCUCGUCAAGAGACUCCGUGCUUCUCUUUUCUUUAAUCCAUCGGUAGUACUGGCUAAAUAGUAGUACAUAGCUCAUCGAUAUGGGCUUGAACCUGUUGCCUGUUUCCUCCAUACUUUCGAUUCAACCUUGCCGUAGCCGCUUCGUACGCAUGAUCCGAGUAAUCCAGUUCUUUCACCGUUUCAGCCGUCUCUACUUCUAAACAACUUUCAGGCCGCAACAUUUUAAACUGAGCUGACAAAUUCGUUUCAUCCGCACAACUGGAAAACACUCCCCACCACAACUGAUAUUCUUUCAUUGUCGCCCAAAAACUUCGGGAUUCGAAUCCGCUCAAGCUGUUUAUUUGCAUUAACCACAUGACCAUCUUUGCCAUGUGUGCUCUCAAAUGUGCCGCUCUUGAUUGUGUUGUUAACAUUUCCUUUGCUUUCCUUGCUGUUACUUUGCGAUAAGAAAAGCCGAGCUUCCUUUGUCUCGUUGCCCCCACGAUCUAUCAUUUUAUCCGCUUCAUCACCUGUUGAAGCUGCCAGCGAGGCUUGCUUAUUUUCUCCUUACGAAGUUUGAAGCAAGUCCAACAGAUCCAACAAUUUGAACUGCGCGGUACAAAUCUCUAUUAAUAAUAAUUCAUCCCGUCGCUUGUCAAUGUCCUGUAAUUUUUCCGUGAGAUUUCCUUGUUUGGCGAUUUUGUCGAUAAUUCCGCCGCUAAUUCGUUCCGACGCUUCGUAUUACUUGUCUUAAGAGUUCUUCUUUCCUUUUUUAACUGUUCUAUUUUUCCCUUCAUAAUUCCUCCAAUUUUCUCGAUAGCCUUCCCUUGAAUGUUUCCAAGGUCGAACGAGUCCCUUGCAAAUUCCAUAGUACUGGUUCCGAUUACAGUCCAAUUAUUACACUAGUGCGAAUAUCCGGUUAUCGAAGGACCAAAAUGUUGAUUCUAUUCCGUUAAACAGGAACAAUUAAAGCAAAACUAUCUCGACGAAUCUCGAGUCAAGUUCCAAAAGUCUAAACUCUACCAGUCCGAGUCCUACAACAACGCCACAUGAUAUAAUCACGUGAUAUCAUGGCGUAACACGUAACGUAACUCUAAAUGUCUGUAACAGGUGCUCAGCCUCCCGCGUUUAGCAAAACAGCGUUCUAAGCGAUUUUCAGUUUACCCAACGCUUUUAUCUAAACACCACUUUUCGUGAUCAAUUUGAAUAAAGCAUAUAGCGUGGUCUGGAAAAGCACUUAUUUUCUAAAUCCCUUAAGAUAAAAGAUCUGGAGGUCAAUGAUUUCUUAAACCGCGGCCUGUAAAGUUAGACUUCGUUUAAAUAACCGACCCCAGCUGUUUUAAUGUUGUUAGUCAAGUAAAUCAUGUAUGAAUAAAACAAGUUCUCAAUAAAUUGAAAACUAAAAAGUCAUUCACUUUUUAAUGAUGAUCUUAGUGUUCAGAAGGUAGCUGGGAUAUAAACUCUAAUGAUGAUGAUCCCAUGCCAAGAGCUGAUGAGGCAGGCUUGAACCAUCAUGGUACAAGGUAGUAACAUACAACUUAAAUACUAUUCAUGUAGUUAUGAAUACCAUCAAUUUUAAAAAAUGGCAAAUUAAGAAAACCUUUAGUACCUGAAAUAUAUCAGGAAUGUUCCUUGUGAAAUGACCAGUCAUAUUGAAAUGUGUGAAGACAGUUAAAAUCGCAAAAGUAUAUUACCAUUGCUACAAUGUAUUUCCACUUUUUAAAAGGAUAUUUUUAUGUCAAACAUUUAGUCUCCGGCUGGUAAAUACUAAUAUAACAAAUUAAUAUUUUCGUUGAAAAAAUGAGAUUAACUUCUAAAGUGAAACUCUUAAACUAUAUCGUACAAAAUCAGACUAACAGAAGUUAAUUGUGAAGAUAAUGAACAUUGCUAGGGAUUGAAUUAGGGGAGGCAGCAUGGCCUAGAAAUUACCGAAAAACCUGAGCCCCGAGUUCAAGCACUGCCCUGACUGUUCCCAUUGAACAGUUGUAGAAAUGGUAAUGGAGUUUUGAACAGUGCUGAAACUGGUCCGCCUUCUGCCAAUUGGGAUUAAUUUUUUUACAUUACUGUUAUAAACCAUGCUAUGUAAAAUUAGUUUGAACACAUUUUUUUCAAUGAUUUGCUCAUCCUCACUAAUGGAAGGAAUUUCACUAUCUUUUAGUAUGACUUGGACCAUCACUGUUAGAAGCAUUUUCGCAACUUGUUAAACUAUCCUCACCACUGCCAUCACAUGCCUUGCAAAUGAUUAGCACAAUAUAUUAUUGUGGGAUGUAUUUCUUAAUCGAAGUAUUCGCAAAAACUAAGGGGUUUCUGUGCCUUGAUAACUCUGGAAGCCAUACAUGUUAGGACCUUGGUCUGUGGUAGCGCCCACCGUGCUGGUGAAAGGCCAGGUGAAUUGUAACCCCUGGCACUACAGGUUGGGGGUUGGGUAAUCUGUUAAUGUGCCAUCCCGGUGAAAAUUAUGAUCAUUACUGAAAUCAGACACACUUUUCAAGAUAACAGGCGGAGAAGUGUGGGGGCCUUAUGCAUAACUGGAGCGCGAAGAGGCGAGGUAUGUAGCUAGGUAAGAAAGAAUUGUCCUGUAAGAAUUCUAAGUCUUUUUUGUCACUGUUUUCCUGACAGGUGUGCUGGUGAAAUUGCUGCUGUUCCUAACACAUAUUGUGCCGUGGGUGUGGCAUAUGGUGCAAAAGUGUCAGGUAAAGAAUUUUCAUGUGAGCUGACUUACAAAGCUUUCUUCAGUUACUGGGAAGGGUUCCUCUAAGGAGAGUCUGAAUUCUAAGACCGUUCAUUUCCUGUAUCGAAGAGGAAGCCAUGUCCCUGUUAACGUUUUACUUAAUACGUAUCGCGGUUGUUCUCGUCGCUGUUGCAGUUUUCAACCCACCUUUACGUUGUUUGCUGCCAUUUCAUUUGUCUUAUGUCGCUUGACAGAAUUUUCCCCAAUCAGGGCCUUGGUACUGACACAGAUUGAUAAUUUAUUUUAAUCAGGGGUGCGAAUCUUAGAUGGACCGAUGACUGACAGUCUUGAGGCCAUGGCAUUUAACAGUAAGAUGGAUAUCAAUGACAUCUACAGCUGUAGGUCAGUAUCCAUGGUAAUAUGACAGUUAAGUCAUGUCUCGCUAUUCAAUAAAAUUACUUCUCAGUAUUUUAACAUCCUGGAGGCAAGUUAUGUCAAGAAACUAUAACAGAUUAAGUGAAUUUUCCUUGAAUUUUUUUCAUUCUAAAACUGGGCCUGUACAGCCUCGACAACCUUACCUUUGCUAAUUACAGCCACCUCUAAACAUGGCCGAUUUGUUUUGUUCUGGCAGAUACGUUACCUCUUGUUUUAACCUCUCAACUCCGGCUGGCAAACUUGAAUUUUUUUUAACCAACCUGGUUUUCUGUCUAUGUGUCAUCAAAUGGCAACGAGUGAAAUUAGAAAAUAAUUUCAGGCGCGUUUUGUCCAAAUUUUUACGAAAUUGUUAGACUUAUGACAAAAUGUAAGUGAAAUUUUUCCAGUAUUCUUAAUUUCACUUCUAUACAUUUGAUUGCGCUGCAUUAAUAUCAUGGGUCACAAAUUACGCUCACAAUCGUGGUUUUUAGGCUUGUUUACGGUAUCGAGAACUCCGGACACUGAAAAGUUCGAGCUUAAAUUUUGGCAUUAGUUCAAUUUUCUGAUAUGCUUGACGAACUACUUGUAGAAUCCUUCUUGUUGUUAAAAAUGGUCCUCUUUCGUGCAUUUAGGUUUUCUACGGCAUCUUCUAAUCCAUAGACCGUCUUCAUAACAUUUUUAAACCUUGACACCAUCUUGGAACUGCAACAUGCGAACUGUUGCUUUUAAGUCAGCAAUUUUGCUAUUUCACAUCUGAAAGUAUAAGUUAACUCUGAAAUUUCGCGCUAAAAUUAAGGAGUACCCAGUCCGGUACUUUUUCGCCUUUGAUAUUAUGGAUUUUAUUAGUUGGUUAUGACCUCUUAUAUAAUGAGUUUAGGGAGAAGCCUAAUCAAGAAGGUUGCUUAAAAAUAGUAGCAAAAUAAUUAGCAAAAAAGGUAGCAACACAAACAGGAGCACAUAACCAGGAGCAAGCAACUUCCAUUUACUCUUUUCACGGUGAUCAGUUGGUUUUUAGAACAAAUUGGUGCAAAUUUAUGGUAGUAUUUCUCAAGUCCCAUUUCUGUUGUUGUUGUUGUUGUUGUUGUUUUUUCAGCUGGGGACCUGAUGACAAUGGAAAAACAGUUGAUGGACCCCAUCAGUUAGCACAGGUUACUAACUCAUCUUUUUACUCUAAUGAACCUUCAUGAUCAACUUUAGGUAUGAAUAGUCAAAGAACGCGACAACAAUGAAGGCUUAACCGGGGAGUGGUAAGCUGAAUGUGUGGUGAUAACUGCACACAAAAUUAUGUCCAGUUGUGCUGAAACUCUGGAUUUGUGUGAGUUUUGAUUUUUUUUUUGUUGUGGAUUCGCUUUCAGGCUGCCCUUGCUCAUGGGGUCCUGGCUGGGAGGAGGGGUUAUGGCAGCAUUUUUGUAGUGGCGUCUGGUAAUGGAGGUCAUUUUAAGGAUAAUUGCAACUUUGAUGGAUAUGCAAACUCCAUUUACACCGUUACAAUAGGUGAGUGGUAGAACUGUAAGGAGCUACUACAUGUACUGACAGUUUCUAGUGACGUCACGCUUAUGAAGUUUAACCCUUUAACUCCCAGAAGUUACCAAAGUCAAAAUUCGACAAAAGUUCUAAAUUAUUUGUUUUCAAAUGCGAUAAAACUGAUGGUACCGAUGUAAAAGUGCUGUUAGAGAAGUUUCAUUUGAAUGGUCACACCAUAGGAUUUUGUACACGGACUCAAAAGGUAGAACCACCUUAUUAUAAGACUCGACCAUUUACUGUGGGGGUGGAAGAGUUAAACCUUACCCUUGUAUACUCUGCCGGUAAGCAGACACAGUUGUCUUCAAGGAAGAGAAUUUUCACUUCUUUUGUUUCCACGCUUCUGUUUCCCGACAUCUCAAGCCUGUUGUAGUAUCACAGUAGGAGAGUAUUACAUGACAGUAUCACAGCCAGUCCUAGUAUCACAGUACAUUAUUAGCCAUGAGUGGUACUAGUCAAAGACCGUAUUGUUAAAGGCAAUAAAACAAGCCGUGAAUACUGUGGUACCUUGUAGACGCCGGCGACAACUGUGACUCUUUUGGGUCGCAGUAACACCUUUUUAAAAGACAAAAUCUUGCCCUUAAAAUACGACGCCUGAGAACAAAAAAAAGUGCUUAAUUUUCACUUGUUCAAAGAAAAUUUAGUCGAUGGAAAAAAUCACCUUUCCUUUUAAGAACUAUCCAACAAAUCUGUGGCUACCUAAGUUUUGAUUAUUGUGUGUAAAUUGCCUCGCUAGUUUGCUUGAGGCUCGUGAGGAUGCCUUGCCCACCCAUUGAAAGCUCAACAAUCUCCCAAAGAAGUGAAUGAUUAUUGGAUAUCUGUUGUAUGAUGUGAAUUGUUUGUUGUUUUCUUUGUUUUCGUUAGGUGCUGUGGAUGAGUUAGGUGAUAUGCCGUAUUAUGCAGAACAUUGUGCGGCAAUGCUUGCAGUUACCUACAGUAGUGGCCAAGGCAUGCAGAGAAACAUAGUGAGAGCGAUAUAUAUCAGAGAAGUGCCGCACAUGUUGUGCGGUACGAAACUAGUUAGUAAUAAAAUGCCAAGUCGGAACUUACGUUGAUCAGAUCACCUCGAUUUAUGGAUUAAAUUCGGUUUUAUGUACUGUGUUGAUAACAAAAUGGCUGCCGUUAUGUGGUUUAAAAGAUGAAGCUUUGUUGUUGAUGGGGAGAUUUUCGAAUUCGACCCGCUAAAGAUUGAUAUUAUUUUAAGGACAGAACAGAGGAGAAGUGUGACGUCAGGUUACCAUGGUAGCAAUAUUUCUGGAUCUCAACAACCUUUGGAUCAAUUUAGGUUCCUGGGAAACUGCCCAUCUACCCCUCCCCUAAACUAACAUUAACACUUGGUCCCAAUCGUUAGAGCGGAGCCCAGAGCUCGUUUGAACAGUGAAUUGAGUUCGAUUGUAUAAUUUCCACAUCCAAACUGUUCAAUUUUUCAUCGUUCUUGGCCAAAAGCUUGUUGCUUGGUGUGGAGUUAAGUGGAUGGGGAUGGCUGGUCUAUUGGAGUUGCUGGUGCUGGACAUAGGUCGGAAUAGUAAUUUUUACUUAGUUGUUUAGUGUUUUGUAGAGCAUGCAUAGCCUUGCUAUUCGCCUCCUGUGCUGUGUAAUUAGUCUAAUGCUGGGGAGACACAGCACUCCUCUCUUGAGUAAGUCUCGGUCACAAAAUGAUUUCCAUCUUGUGAUCCUGUACCGUCUCUUUAACUACUAGUUCUCCUUACUUUGCAGAAUCGUUUUUUUUUUUUGUUAAUGUUUUGGCAAGCCAAUUUGUUUUCUUUUUUUUUACUGUCCUCUGUUGUCGUCCAGGUAACAACUGACUGGAGACUUGGUACUGGUACCGGAUGUACUGACAAACACACAGGAACUUCUGCUGCAGCGCCAUUAGCUGCUGGAAUGAUAGCAUUAAUGCUACAAGCCAGGUAAGAUUAACGUGCAGAACCUGCCAAAUGCAAGCUCCUGACACUCACGUCACUCUUGACUCUGAAAGGACAAACGCACAUAAUUAUAGUGAUAUCUUAAAAUCAGCUUGCAGCAGAAGAUGCAGGUUUGGAACCUUCCUGGAAAACGCACUAACUCUUUAAGGUCGCGGGUAAUAACUUAGGUUUAUCACAACCCAUCCCAUUCUCGGAGAUGCAGGUACUGUCAGUCAGCUGUUCGGACGAGGAAACGGUUUGCUUAGCUCCGUUUUGCCAUCCCGACUGACUUACCCUGAUUAUCCGAGGAUGAGUUUCCUCCUUAACGAUUCUCCAUAUCGUUCUACAAGUAACAGAACUUUCAAGGGUUUAUUUUUCAGCUGUUGAUAAAACUUAGUUAGCAAAAUCCGAGGACACCGCUGGAAGGAGCAAUGUGACAUUAGUAAACGCGUAAGACGUAUCACUUUCCACACUUUAAAGUGAUACGUCUUACGCGAUCGAAGAACUAUCAGGAAUUUAAUAGCGACGAAAAAAAACCCCUCUGGUACCGAGGGUAUGUGGUGGGGGAGGGGGGGGGGGGGUAAGUUUGUGCCGCCCACCAGACAAACGUCUUGUAAAAUUUCACGACUUUGAGGACUAUAUCUCUUCGUUAGUUUUUAUCGAAUCACUUUCAAAUUUGACAAUUGUACUAAUAUAAAGGCGCUCUACUCAGUGGUGUCGGCGGAUUUUCCCUAACUGGUCCAGGUCUGCCGGGAGACAUUUGGUUAACAAUCGUUUGUAACUAUUAAGAAUCAUUCUUGUUGUGACAAAGUACCUUAUUCUCACUUAAUUUCGCGAGUACUAAAUCUCGCGAUUCUCGCAAUUAGGGAAAAAUCCCGAAAUUUGAUUACGCGAAAUCUAGACAUCCCCUAAAAUCCCUAAAAUUUCUCAGAAAAACCCUAAAAAUCGCGAAAUAUGGCUCAUUAUUUUUCACGAAAUUUAGUACUCGCGAAAUUAAAUGUGAGAAUAAGGUGAGGAGAAAUGAGAUGAGAGCUUUACAAGUUUAAUCAACGCCAGUUGAGUAGUCUAAAUCCAACGUGUCUACAGACUCUCAUGGAACAAGCGGCUGUAUUGCUGAAAGGCGUCCCACUGAUACGGAAGGACUUGCUAAUUUGUUCCUUUUUCAGACCUUGUCUUUCCUGGAGAGAUGUUCAACACAUCAUUGCCAUUUCUUCCGUUAAGGUACGAGGGUAUUUUAAGUAUUAUGCGUGAUCCGAAACAAAUGUGUAACACUAACUGCACAGGACACCCACGAUGUAUAUUGAAGAUGAUGUGUUUCCAACUGGGUCGGGCACGAAGUUAGAUUAGGAGUAGAUCCUAGGGAUGGUAGAGCGAGUGUUUCCUGCCUCUAGCGAGGAGUUUCGCGUAGAGGUAAAAAAGAAGUUGUAUGUCCACGCAGGAGGUGUUUUUCCACGUGCCCCUAUGUUUCGCUUUCUUUAGCUACUCCAAUCUCGUACCCAUAGUCCUUUGGGUCUAUGGUCAGCGGAUGGUCACGAGGAGUUCUCCCUUCGACCAGUAAGCCCGCGGACUAAUAUCACGCGUCCCUGACACGGUCCACGCGGUGCUAGAAAUGAACAAAACAAAACGAAUGUUUGUAGAAAAGAAAGUUCAAAAUUUGACUUCUUCAAACCGUAUACGCUAUAAAAACGACAUCUUUUUAUACAAUGGUCAGUUGGUAUUUCGUUUGUUUUAUAAGCUUUAAGUCGUGGCCAUACUCUUCACUGUUAACCUCAUUCAUGACACCCCCUACAAAAGAGAGUUACUUUUUUACUUUUUUCUUCAGCACGAUGUAGACGAUAAUGAUUAUUAUACAAAUGGGGCAGGAUAUCAUCAUAGUCAUAAAUAUGGAUUUGGACUUCUGGACUCAUGGCGCCUGGUCAACACUGCUAAGGUAUAGCGACAGUGAUACUGAUGCAGAUCUAAAUCUUGAUCAGCAGUAAUAGACAAAAUAGUGGCUACGUGGCAGUUAAUGCAAAACAUAGGCUAUUCACAUUCGGUAAAUCUCUCUCAAAUUAUCCGUCUUGAUUAAAAUCCUCAAAGGAAAACAAUAGGGACGAGUCAAGAACCAGGAAAUACGCCGUGUUUUACCAACGGGCUCGCUAGGAUAAAAAAUGACUUGAAAUGUGAACACUCGAUACUACGGCUUAGUGAUUUGCAGUCUAGGAUUUUGUUAACAGAAUGAUACUAAGAGCUACAUUAAUUGUACAGUGUGAUAAACAUAACUAUAAGAAAGUGUCAGUCGAUUAGACGUAUUUGAACAUUUUUAGACUCGAGAGUUAGGGUGGGUAACAUAAUGAACACUGGUUAAUACAAGCAAAUUCUUCUAAAGAGCUUUCUAUAGGAGGGUCACUAUUUCUCUGUACACUAGAACUGCUCUAUUCAGCAUAUUUUAAUUUGACAAACCAACCAACCAACCAACAAACAAACAUUUACACCAGGGUGAACAAUACUGCGUAGUGGUUUUCAUCUGAGUUGUCACACCGUCCAUAAAAAAAAAAGAACUGAAGAGAGAAAUAACUGAAUUGCAUUCCAAAACUCAAUUGUCUGUAGUAGUGCUAUGAUUAGAAAACGUUUAUAUGCUGUCUAUAGGUAUGGGAAGCAGUUCCAUGGAUGACAUCUUGGUCAACCCCUGUUAUUCACGUAGGGAAACAAAUUCCACCAUCAAGCAAUCAACUCAUAGAAAAAUAUUACGGUAUGUACAGGAAUAUACUGAACAAUUAUUGAAUAAAGCUAAGUAUCAUCUGAAGAAUUAUGGAGAUCUCGGAGGGUGUUAUCUGCCGAAGCCUUGUCAUUAAAAAUAACUCCUAGGUUAAAAACAAGCUAAAACAUGCUUACCUCCAUCGAUGUUAAGUUCAUCUUCGAUAAUGCAUGUUUAUCGGCACGUUUAGGGGAUAAAGGGUUGUUCAGUUCUGCAAAUAUUUCCCAAAUAGGAGACGUCGUCCGUCGAGUUGUCUUCUUACUGUUCUUGCUAUGUUUUUCUUCUCAGUUAGCCAAUAGUUCGCCUAUUUCUUCCUCGUGAAGCGAGUGAAAUAUUCCGCCUUUUUUGGACUCACAACUUCGUCCCCAGGUCUUCUUGGUUAACUUUUCAAUAAUCUGGCAAUUUUUGCUGCACACUUGACGUCAUUUUUCACAUAUCACAAUAUUUUCCAAUCAGAAACGGGGAAAUAAUUUUAAUGAAUAAUAACAGGGCGUUCCUUCAUCACUCUCGGAUAAUCCGACAGAGCUGUUCAUGAGUCCUCGCAAUGAAACUAAGCGUCCAACCGGUCAAAAAGCAGAAACGGGCUCGAUUCCCCUGAAAACUUUGAGGUAUCCGUGCCCCCUUCGCUUGUAAUCAUAUCAUCACAAUCGAUAUGGAUCGCAAGUUGAACAGUCGAUACAAAAUGGCUGUGGUUCAUUUUCCGAACGAAAGUGCUGUGAUGAUGAAAACCCAGUCUUAUUUUCGUAAGGUAACCCCGUUAAUGCUAAUUUUGUUUAUUUACAGUUUCGAAAGACAAGGUUACAGAAGUUGUAACUUUAGAACACGUAACAGUUACAGUAAGUAUAAUGACUUAUUUAUAUAGGGAGAUUUAGAAUAAGGCUUAAGGCAAACGGCAGAGGUGAGUAUGUACCACGUGAACAAGUUUUCUCUUUUCAUGUCUUUUACUGUUCUUUUCUUCUGCAAAAAAACGUAGUUUCACGUUAUCUUCAUCCAUAAGAGUUGUUUCACACUAUUUUUAUCCGCUCAUUUUCUAUUUUGAGACAUUCCCAACUUGAGUCUGCAGUUUGCCGUUUGGUGAAGUAUGGUUAUGGCUGAACACAUGUAUUGUGUUAAUUAUUAUUAUUGGUUGUCAACAAUACCUUGAUCACUUCACCUGGAGACACGACUCAAUCCUUAACUUCAUCGCCAAGUCACUUCAACCCGUAAUUAAUGUUCACUAUUCACUCUAUGCCAAUGUUAAUGGUUUUCUGAAUCCCUCAGUAAUUACAGCAAAAUGUUCAACGCUAAUGACAGUUCGAUGAACGGUACAUGUAAUACAUAUGUACAGUAUUCAGCACAGAACACUUGUAAUUGAUACCCCGAUAAAUUCUAAAAAGGAAAUGUCAUAAGCUAUAAUUUAAGAAUAAUACAAGAAUAUUUUCAGCCUAAAAUCGGCAGAAAAAUAAGAAUAUUCAGCCUGGGCCGGAAAAACAACAUUCUUAUUUCAAAAAAAAGAGUGUACUGGUGAAAAUUAUCGUCCAGAUCUUCUUUUCCUAAUCCAGUCCAAGUGCCUAUAUGUUCUAGAAUGGACAGUUGGUCUCGAGUCUAACCUUCAUAACAAUGCAUUGCGUGAAAAAGAAAAAUAUCUGAACUUGAUCAAAGAAAUGAGUAGAAAUUACAAAUGUGCGAAAUUUGUAAACCUAUCCAUGAGCUCCUUUGGCGUUUUCUCCCACGAAUGCUCCACGUUCUUGCACAUGAUGAAUGACAUUGGCAUUGACAAAAAGCAGCAACAUUAUAUAAUCAAAAAAAUGAUAGCUAAAUAGCUCUUUUAAUUAUAUUCUAUUGUUGUCCUUUCUCUGCAUGCUUUGCUUCAUUCUUUUAAAUUUUCAAACAUUGUAUAAGUUCUUAACGUAUUUUUACACCUUACACAUAUAUGUGCUAAUUCUCUGAACUUCUUACUUACUUGAAAAUGACCGAAGAUCGGUCGAAACGUCGUUUUUAAUCCGUGAUUUUUACUGUGUUAAGUUUUUGAAAACCCUUACUUAUAAGAUUGCAUCUUUUUUUGUAGAAACAGGAAUUGAGAUAGCCCAGACUUAAUGCAAUUUUGAUUUUUUUUCAAGUAAUUCAAUCUCAAGCAGCCAAUUGUAAAUUGCCUAUACGUAGCGAGAUUUACAGUUGUACAUUCAAAAACACAAAUAAAGUUUUAUUAUUAUUAUUAUAAUUAUUAUUUUCGCUUUUGCAGUACUGUUAAUUCUUAUGGUCGUGAUAGUCAUGUAAAUAAAGCUCGUUUUUGUUAAGUUAAUCUCUUGUUUCAUUUUCUAAGGUGAACCUACAGCACCAUCAUCGUGGUAAUUUAAUGGUUAGUUUAGUAUCUGCUGAAGGAACAACGUCCAAACUGGCAACAGCCCGGCAACUCGACAGGUGAAUCAGACUCCCGAUGUUACAGAAGUUUUUAAUUGUGUAUUGAGCUUUCCUACGCUACGUAAAUGACUGACAAUUCUCAUGUCACUCUCCCGACCAAUCAGAAGUGAAACCACAACAGUUUACAACUUUUUUUUUGCAACUUCCUCGCUAGGAUUUUGCUGCGUUCAAUUGACGGCCGCCUGAAUUUGCUUCAGCUUUAAUUGACUUCUUGUUCAUUCUUCUGUUUGUUGCGUUAGCCAGAGUUUUAUCUUUGUUUUUGGUUCAGCGGCUCCGACUGGGUGUCGUGACAACCGCUUCUAACCCGCUUGGUUAAGAAGUGAGUUGGGAAUGCGCUCAAAGCACGCGCAAGACGUGAAUGAAAAGGCUUUGUGGGUGUUUGGAAACCACUCUCUCCUUUAUCUGUCUUCCAGUUUCCAACAACAAACGCGUGUGGUGGUGCCUUGCGAUUGACUAUUCAUCAACAAACUUGAAAAUUUUUAGAAUAUACUAUACACUGUAAAGUGGAGCAGGCUUGUACAGUUUAGGCUGGGUAGUUUCCCGGGUUAAAACAUGUUUAGUUCCGAUAAGCUCGUAAAAUGCUGUAAUUUCGGGUGUAGAGCCCCAUGUUGUGUUACUUGAGAAUAAAAUACCUUCCAUGGCCCCAAGUUAUCUUGAUAUUUUAAAUUUGCGAGCAACGAAAAAGUCGAACAAAACAAACGUGUGCAUUUUCCUCUGUCUGUUACUGUUUCCUUCCCUUCACUAAUUACCUGCGCAGAUCAUCAGACGGCUUUGUGGACUGGACAUUUUCUACCGUGCGAUGCUGGGGAGAAAAGCCACAAGGAACUUGGCAGCUUAUAGUUGUCGACAAUGGUAGGCAAUUGAUUCGUUUUCUUGUAGUGCAACAUUACACUUACUUAUUUCCUUUCCUGUUCACUCUAAUGGUUUUUAUUUUCGACGAAUGUUAUGGUCAUCCAGCCAUUUUAAUUUUGAUGGGCGUGUUAAAAAGCUAUUAAGUCCAAAAUGAACUAAUCCAUAGAGGAAAAAAUCUUGCGCCAAAAACAUAUGGAACACUGUAAUUUUCAGGGAGUUAUAAUAACUCCUCUAGUGGGGCUAAUUUAACUCCUUACAGUGGAGUUAUUUUUCGUGGAGUUAUUUUAACUCCAAAAAGGAGUUUAAAGAACUCUUUUUCAGGAGUAAAAGUGACCACAGAUUUUGAGGAGUUAAAAUAACCUCAAAAAAGGAGUUAUCCUGUACCUAAAAUUUUUACUCCACUUUCAGAGUUAAAUUAACUCCAAAAAGAGUGAAAACAACCCCUGUAAGGAGUACAAGUAACCCCAUUUCGGAGUAAUUUUAACUCCAAGACUGGGAGUAAAAAGAACUCUUUUUCAGGAGUAAAAAUGACCCCAAAUUCGGAGUUAAAUUAGGAGUUAAAAUAACCCCAAAAAAGGGGUUAUCCUGUACCUAAAAUUUUUACUCCAUUUUUGGAGUUACAAUAACUCCCUAAAAAUUACGGUGAACAGAGGAAAUAAAACUCAAAAUAUGUGUAAGGUUUGUUCUAUGUUAAUUUUUCUCAUUACAGGGUUUGAUGAUAGCCGAGGGUACUUAAAAGAUUGGAAGCUAACGUUUUAUGGAUCGUCCAUGACUCCUGAAAAAAUUCAUAAGAAACAGAGGUGUGACACAACAAAACUAUUUUUGUUAUUUCUAAACUAGUUCCUAAUUACAGUGCUUUUUAUUAUUGAUUUUUUUAAACCUCGUAACUCAGUGUUGUGUCAUUUGAUGGUACAGCCACUUUAUAUAAAUGAAUUAUGAGGAAGCCAUUUAUUACACUAUCAGGUAGCUAAUACGGACCGGGGGAAACUGGAGAAGGGGAGAUUAUUAUAACGGGAGUAAAUAACUCAGUCAAAACUCUCAGCUCCUUUCUCUUUCGUUUCAUGGGAUUUUGUUCAACUCGAAAGCAGAAGCAGGAACAUAAAAUAAUUUUUUAGAAUAUAUUUUCAUCUCUCGCCAGUGACUGAGUCUCCUGCUUUUUUACAAUUUUUCAAUACUGCGCAACAAGAUAACACUUCUUCAAAAACUGCGAAAAAUUCCACACACCCACCCACACGAAAAAGUUCAACAAGAUUCUGGCAGAGCGUCAACUUUGAAAAAGCCUUUUCUUUUGUACAUAGCCGCAGUCAUAGUAGGAAAUAAAUGGUGGACCAGUUUUCUCUCGGCUUGUUCCUCUUUCCAUUCUUGAUCAACUUGUUUUCGUGUUUAGUCCGGCUAUCUCUUUCUUGCAGUCUUACCGAGCUUGUUUUUGUAGCAAACUUGUUCGACUAUCUGACUGAAAUGAGGUAUGUAGAGUGUACAAACUGAUUAAUAAACGUGGUGUUAUGUUUCCAGACUUGUUGAAGAAGCGGCGAGUGGCAAGUACCUCCAUAGUGAUGACACGCCACCGUGCCCGCCCAGACCCCCACUCUACACCCCUCAGGACGUGGUUUCCGAGAGGACCCUCAAGGUGUGUCUUAUUUUCAUUUUAUUUCUAAGCGGCAAAUACUGCAGAUUUCCAGCAUAACAACGAUGUCAGUUAAGGGCUAAAUUAAAAAUAACUCAUUUUUGCUUCUGCUAAAUACCCUAGUGUGAAUCAUUGCAAACUUUCGUGAUUUUCCAACAAGUCAAGUGAAAGAAGGCCGAUCUCACUGGGAAUUUAUAUUUCCUGAAUUGAUUGGAACGGCCACCGCAAAAGGGAUUAAGCAGCUGAAGUUUCUAGCUCUGGCCCUGAGUCAGAGUAAAUCAUAAGACUAUGGGUUGAGUGUGGUUUAUAUAAAAGAGCACUUUGACACGACGUCACGUAAGUAAAUUGAUAGAAAAAUUAUUGUAAUUUGGGAAAACGAGUAUACGGGAGCACAAAAUUAGUUCUCGUUCUUUUUUCAAUGUUUUUUCUUCAUUUCUUUUUUUAUAAUGUGUGCUUUACGAAUCAUCAAACGAAAAAAGUUAUUUUCCCUAAUGCGUUGUAUUUUAGGUUCUUCUUCUGUUUGGAGGCUUCUGUUUUCUUGUGUCCAUCUACUUCACUGUUGACGUAAUGUUUGAUAGCGAUGCUGGCGAUGAGAAAAGUCCGGAUCCGACGAGCGCAGAACCGCAAGAGGGGACCCCUCUGUUGUCUAAUAAACUGGCAGAAGAGGAUCAGAUUCGACUAAGGUUAUCAUGAAAUAUUCUUGCUUUCUAAGCAAAUUUCAUUUCACACAUCAUAGUAACAUCUGAUGGGAUUGGUUGCUUUAUGUUAGGACUCGGAAACCCGAGAUAAUCAUGUCGGAGCUGUCACAGUCGCUGCCUUCGUUUCAAUGGUUAUAAAUAUUAAACAAACAAUACAAAAUACUGGGUAAAGGAAAAUAAAAAUUGGCAGAAACGCCUACGUUUAUAACCCUUUUGUUACCUUUUUCUCUAAUACUCUACUUUAGAUGUAUCUCUGCACCAAUGACCGUUACAUUGCCGGUAUUUUUCGUUGCUAAUCAAGUUGGGGGUUGUCACUUUUGUUAAGAGGGGGAUGUCAGAAAAUUCUGUAUGAUGUGGUAAGGAUAUGAAAAAAUAAUACCCAUUUUGAAAAAUAUCCUAUGCUCCUCCUUCAGUAUACAUAGUAAGUGCAGCCUAAGAUGUUUCUAUUCUUGUUUAUUUAGCCACAUCCUAGAGAGAGGCGCUAAGAAAGGAACAACCAACGAAAACCGCACAAAGGAAUCUGCGCAUUGUUCCACUCCGAGCAAGCACGCUCCUUCCCCGGUGGACGAAAAAAAGCGGGUUGAAGAAUUCGAGAAAAGGCUUCGAUACGCGAUGGAGCAAAGCUUAUACUUACAAGCACAACAUUUAAGCGCGCUGGACAAGUUUGAGAAAGAUCUUAAACAGGCUAAAGAGGAGAGCUUACUCUCUCAUGUACUUCAAAAGAGUCGCUUGAAAGAACCCACCAGCGAAAAGAGCAAAAAACCACUAAAAGGAAUUCUUAAAAAGUCCAAAAGGUAA
Porites lobata is the source of this 26143-nucleotide messenger RNA. NCBI's taxonomy places the organism in Eukaryota, Metazoa, Cnidaria, Anthozoa, Scleractinia, Poritidae. The record is from the annotation of a GenBank genome assembly.